Cuscuta epithymum is the source of this 1081-nucleotide messenger RNA. The record is from the annotation of a GenBank genome assembly. Lineage: Eukaryota; Viridiplantae; Streptophyta; Magnoliopsida; Solanales; Convolvulaceae.
CUCCGACAUUCAUUUUUUUCUAAGACUGAUUAGUUAUGGAUCGGAGGGGAGGUUGUUGUAUUUCCCGGUAUAAGCCGGCGAUGGGUUAUGAUACGUUCAAGGUGAACAACAUAAUGUUGAGAUUCCGGCCGAUCGCACCGAAACCGGCGGCCCCUGGGUCUGUUCCCUACGCACCGGCGGUUCAAGAAACUGUGAAGGGUACUCGCCGGAACAAGAGGAGAUAUGUCAGGUCAACUGAGUCAACCGGUAAGAUAAGCAAAAAUAGCGGUAAGAAAAAGAAGGCGGCAUCUCCGGCGCCGGAGAUAGAAAACCAGUACAGCUACGGUAAGACGGAAUCCUGCAGCUCGUCAGUCUCCAGCCUGGAGAGGGACGCCACGGUGGUUACUCUUCCACUUCUGCCGGAGAAACCGGACCGGAAAGAAUCUCCGGCGUCAUCGGAGAUGGUGGAGCGAACCGGAUCGACCGGGUCUAACGGCCCGGUCUGGCUGAGAGAAUGCCACGUGCCGGCGGUGCUGCGAGGUUUGGGGUCGUGGGUGAUUGUGGAAGGCGUGACCGGCACGUGGAAGCUAGACGGUUACAGUCUAGGGCGAAGUGACCGAGAGAAACUGAUGAAUCUGGAACGCGACACGUGUCCGGGGCUCACAUCGGACGACCUCAACAGAGUGACGUGGACUAACUCGGCGUACAGCGAUAUGGUCGGGCUGAAGGGCGGAGCGGCGGCGUGGGUGGUGCUGGGCGACGGGGUACUGCUGCCGGCGACAAAGGAGGCGGCACUCACGUGCAGGGUGAGGGUGGUCACGUGCGGCGGGAAAGAGGAGAGCUACGACAGGCGCGGUGGGUUGGUGGUUCUGUGCGAUGUGUGGCGGAUGGACGGCGGAGGGUUUGCAUGGCGGUUAGAUACUGAGCUAAGUCUGAGAUUAGGGGUUAAUUAAUUUCCGGAUGGUUGACCGUUGACUUACCUUAUAGAGUUGAUGAAGUGAUAGUAUAUGAGAGUUGAAAUGUGUCCAUUGCCAUUCGGGGAGAUGUAUGUAGAAAGGCUUUGUUCACAUCGCACAAACAGAAAAAUGAUAUCCAAGACAAC